Heterocephalus glaber (naked mole-rat) is the source of this 2367-nucleotide messenger RNA. It is a transcript of the gene Snapc3, whose product is annotated as small nuclear RNA activating complex polypeptide 3. Lineage: Eukaryota; Metazoa; Chordata; Mammalia; Rodentia; Bathyergidae. Gene Ontology annotation, biological process: snRNA transcription by RNA polymerase II; snRNA transcription by RNA polymerase III. Gene Ontology annotation, molecular function: RNA polymerase II cis-regulatory region sequence-specific DNA binding; bent DNA binding; RNA polymerase III type 3 promoter sequence-specific DNA binding. Gene Ontology annotation, cellular component: snRNA-activating protein complex. The record is from RefSeq and is a predicted model, not a curated record.
AGCCAGCGGAGAACAAUGCGCUCGGCCCUUCUCCGCGGGGAGUGGCCGGCCGCACCCGGGUGGCCUAGAUGCCUGCCGGGAGAUGUAGUGUGCCGGGCCCUUCGCGUCACGCCCCGCCCGCUGGCCAGCGGCGCGCGCGCAACCACAAGUCCCGUCACGCCCCGCGCGGUUGGAGCAUCCGGCUCUCGCCAGGGAGGGAGUGCAGCGAACAUGGCUGAAGACAGUCGUGGCGGCUUAGCGUGCGGCCGGGCUGGCGGCCCGCAAUACCUGGCCCACACCCCCAGCCGCCGCAACUUCCCAGAGUACGAGCUUCCCGAGCUGAGCACUUGCGUGUUCCACGUGGGCGCCUUCGGGGAGCUGUGGCGGGGCCGGCUGCGCGGGGCCGCGGACCUGUCUCUGAGGGAUCCCUCAGCACCCGCGCUGUCCGGGAACCCAGGGGUCGCGGACUCCGGUCGGGACCAUGUCGCAGUGGCCAGGGAUCUGGGCUGCAGUCUGGAGGCAGCGGCCGAGCUGAGCACGGUGUGCAGCCUCGAUAAACUGAAAUGCCUUGAGGAAGGUGAAGAUCCAGAAGUCAUCCCAGAGGAUACUGAUCUGGUGACUUUGAGGGCUAGAAAAAGGUUCUUAGAACAUCGAGAAGAAACCAUAACGAUAGAUCGUGCCUGCAGACAAGAAACAUUUGCUUAUGAGAUGGAGUCACAUGCAAUGGGGAAGAAGCCUGAAAAUCCAGCAGACAUGGUUGAAGAGGGGGAGCUUAUCCUAUCUGUGAAUAUCUUGUAUCCCAUUAUAUUUCAUAAGCAUAAAGAACAUAAGCCGUACCAGACAGUGCUGGUAUUGGGAAGCCAAAAGCUCACAGAACUGAGGGAUGCCAUUUGCUGCGUCAGCGAUCUCCAGAUUGGUGGUGAAUUCAGCAACACUCCUGACCAAGCUCCUGAGCACAUCAGCAGGGACCUAUACAAAUCUGCCUUCUUUUAUUUUGAAGGAGCAUUUUACAAUGAUAAAAGAUACCCAGAAUGCAGAGAUUUGAGCAGAACUAUCAUUGAGUGGUCAGAGGCUCAUGAUAGAGGCUAUGGAAAGUUUCAGACGGCUAGAAUGGAAGAUUUUACCUUCAAUGACCUGAACAUUAAACUGGGUUUUCCUUAUUUAUACUGUCACCAGGGAGACUGUGAACAUGUUGUUGUCAUUACAGACAUAAGGCUUGUGCAUCAUGACGACUGCUUGGAUAGAACACUGUAUCCUCUUCUUAUCAAGAAACACUGGUUGUGGACUAGAAAAUGUUUUGUUUGUAAAAUGUACACAGCUAGAUGGGUGACGAACAAUGACAGUUUUGCACCAGAGGAUCCAUGUUUCUUUUGUGAUGUUUGCUUCCGAAUGCUCCAUUAUGAUUCAGAAGGCAACAAACUAGGGGAAUUCCUUGCUUAUCCUUAUGUUGAUCCUGGAACUUUUAAUUAAAAAAGGUCCAACAAUUCAUAAGUGUGUGUAAAUAUAUAUAUAUAUAUAUAUAUUUUUAUGGGGGGGGGGUACCGGGGAUCGAGCUCUGGACCUUGUGCGCUUUCGAGGCACACGGCGGCACCACUGAGCUAAUCCCUGGCCCAACAUAAGUAUAUUAAAUUUAGUUAUUUAUUCCACUUUAUUUUUAUUUGCUUUUUGCUCAUUUUAAGUGAAUUAAUUUAUAGAGUUAUGGAAAUGAAAUAUACGUCAUUUUAUAUGUUGAUUCUGUAUCCUAAGUGAUUUUUGCUAAUGACAGUUCAAUUAAUGACUCGUCAAGUGGUGGUGGAAGUGUUUUGAAAAAAAUGUUUGAAGAGUGAGAGCUACACCUUCUACUAUGACGCUUCUUCCUAAGGUUAUUUUUGAAAUUCAACUGAAUUCCGUAUCUCUCUGGAUGCCUAAGAACAGACACUUACCAUGUCAAUAAAAAAAAACUUAAGAAGCCUGUAAGACUGUUUGUUUAAAAGAUUGACAGUGAAGGACGUCUCAUGGACUUAACAUGGCACAUGUCCAAUUAAGUCGAUUGACAUGGAAAUUACAAGUCUCAGUUUCUGGUAUGUCUAGUGAUAUUUUAAUUCACCAAUUUAGUACAACGAUCAGCAUACGGAGCUAGGAUAAGAGGCCCCUCCAGGACUGCCUUACAUUGUGCCCUAGUUCUCAAAAUCCUGCCACAAAAUCAGACUUAAGAGAGUGAUUUACCCAGUUCCUAAAAGUCCACAGGUAAAACUCACUUUUGUUUCCUUUAUUUUUUAUACUGCAUUGUAAUACUGUUAUAUCUGGCAUUAAUAUGCAAAGAUCUGUUUACUUUGAUUCACUUUCAUUUCAUGCUAUCACAGCAGAACAUCCCAGAAAGCUGUUUCUCAUAAAGAAUGAUCUCAUGUA